GGAUUUCUCUAGAUGUAAAGUGCAGCGUCUCUCUUGCUCCCGUAAAAUCCCAAAAAACGUGAUAUUACUGAAGCGCACGAGGUUGCUGACAGACUGUGAACUUUCAGCGUUACGGUUUAUCGUGCUGACGACAAAUAUACGCCGCGUCGUUGGUCGCCUACGUUAUGGCAACGUGCGUGCGAACGAACCUUCGGGUGCGCCGGUGCGCGCGCUAUCAUCGCCGAUCGCCGCGGGCGGAUUUAGUCUAUUUCGAGCGUCACCGCGGUCAGAGCUUACGCACAUAGUCCAGGCCCCCGCGAGCGCCUUUUUAUUCAAUACCCGCCGCUUUUUUUACCGGCGGCCAUCUCUGUUGGAGUACGCCCGUGACAUGUAACCGGCACUCCGAGGGUGCGGCGUCCUGCAGAAACCAAACGGGCGGUGGUCUGAGGUUCACCACCGUAGCGCAGUCCAAAUGGGCAACUAUUGCUCUUCCAAGCCAAAGGACAGAAACGGUUCCGACGAGUACUUGCAAAAAGCUCAUUAUAAAAAAAACCAGAAAAAAGCGGACAAAUCUACUAAUGUAAUAUCAGUUGACAAACGAAAGUCCAACGAUCCUUUGCAGACUGUAAUCACUAACAAUAAUGCUGAAUCUAAUCCUAAUGUGGAAGAAUCCAGCAAUAACACAAAAUCUGAAACGACCGUUCAGCAGCCCACUAUAUCGGUGGAAAAUACCAUGACAGUGCAAGAAAAGCAACGUACAUAUACUCUGCCAGAUGAAUUAAAAUGCGUUACUACAGACAUAAAGAAACUUCUUCUGGGUAUCCCUGAACCGGAUUUGAGCCAUAAAUCAAACAAGAUAGUCGUCUAUAUAAACUUUCCAAGUAAAAAUGGAUUUGAUGACGAGAGGAGCGUUUUGCAUGAAAAAAUAUUUCCUUGUCUGCGAUCCAAGUGUACUGGACUUGGAUAUGAACUGCACGUGGUCGAUUUUAACGUAGAUGAAGAAGUUGAAAGGGCGUGUCAAAAUAUUCAUAUGAAAGAACUUAGACGAGGAUCUGAAAUAAGUUUCGUAGUGUCAGUAAUAUACAUAGACGACACUCUUGGUUUACCAGUUUUACCUCAGACCGUAGCAUUAACUGAUUACGAACUUGUCAAGUCUAGAUCAGAUGCUUCAAGGCUUUUAGAAAAAUGGUAUUCAUUAGAUGAAAAAACAAAUUCAAUGACAUUAAAGAACGAAUCAUCAUUAGAAAAUGAUAACAGAGAUCAAAGCAAAAAUAGUGAUGAAAAAUUCCAACUUCAAAUGGCUAUGUUAAAAUCAUUUGAUUCGAAGUUGCGUUCAAUAUACUUCGGACGAGUUAUAGAAAAUGAACUUUACAACGAAGUCGUUUUAAAAUCAGAGUUGGCUAAAAAGUCAAUUUGGGUUAUAAAAAAUCAUGAUCUUAACCAAAAAAGCAAAAAUACUGCCCUAGAAUUGAAAAAAAGACUGGAGCAACUUAAUAAACAAUUAAAGAAUGAACUGCCGGAAUCAAAUAUCAUUCUCUGUGAAGAUAGUAAAAACGAUGAAUUUAUUAAAAAAAUUAGUUGUACACUUUUAUCGAUUAUCGAUUCCAUCGAAAAAGAACACGAUAAAUUUGAAUCUUCAUAUGGCGUGGACCCUUCUUUGUUAGAAGAGUUAAGAAAUCAUAAUUCAUUCAGCUCUUUCAUGAGUAAAAAUAUUGUUAAUCCCGAUGACUUAAUUGAAGUUUUCAAAAAAUAUGUGACUGCUGACGCGGAAGUACUACAACCCCUUAUUGUAUAUGGUCCACCAGGAAGUGGAAAAACAACCUUACUAUCAAUUCUAGUUCAGUAUUGUCAUCACUGGAAUCAAAAUGCAGCAGUCCUAAUGAGAUUUGCUAAUAUAUCUUAUGGCAGUUCAACGCUUGAGCACAUUCUAAAUUCAAUUGUUAUGCAAUUAAAUCAUUUAGAUACUGGAAAAUCGACGUGGUUCACCCAUGACAUUGAGUCAUAUUCAAAACAAAUCAAAACUCUAUUAAAUUCAAUUAGUGCAAUACGACCAAUAAUACUGGUUAUUGAUGGGAUUGAUCAAUUUAACAAUAACUCCGCGGACUGGAUACCAACACAGUUGCCAAAGAAUACUAGAAUAAUUGUAUCUGUUAACGAGUCUUCAAAGCAUAUAGAUAAAUUACGUCAGAACGUUUCAACUGAGUCAUUCGUACAGGUUCCAUAUUUGACAGAACAACAAAUUGCCUCAAUGAUAUCAUGCAUACAGUUAAAUAAUAAUUUAAAAAAUCAUAAUCAAAUAAAAAAUUGUGAUCUCAAAAAUGUAACACCUUUAAAACUCAAAUCUUGUCUGAAAUCUCAAAAUUCAAUAGAACCAAAUGAAGAUUGGGUAUAUGCUACUUUCGAUAGCGUUGAAUCAACCCUAGGAAAAGAAAGGGUAUCUAUUGCAAUUGGUUUUUUGUGUGCAACUCAAUAUGGGUUACUUGACACUGAAGCUAUCCAGUUAUUAGAAGAUAAAUUUAACAACGACAAUAACUGUAAAUCAUUAUCGGUGGUACUAUUCUGGUCAUUACUCAACGAGUUACUUUCAAUUUUCCUUUUUUGGUUCAAAACUGAUCGAUAUACUACUGUUCGAUGGAGUAACAAUUUAAUUGCUGAAAUAGCUGCUCGUCGAUACAACUCAUACAUAAAAUUAGCAAGACCCAAACUGUUAGCAUAUUUUGAAAGUAACCAGUCGGAAUCUCCUUCUACUUGGUGCAAUAAAAAUCUUUCAAAACGGAGAAAACUGGAUGAGUGCGUUCAUUUGAUGGACGGAUCUAUUAGUGACUAUAUAAAUAAUUUAGAUUGGAUAUUAGACAAGUUAAACAAUGGAUUAAUUCUACAAUUAUUGGACGAGUUAUCACGUCAUACAGAUGAUCCUCAAACUAGUUUUCUUAAACAAUUUUUAACAGCUAAAGCACCAUCCAUGAUGCACAAUGGAUAUCAAUUAUAUUCACAGAUGUCUUUGUAUUCACCAACGGAGAAAUAUUAUAGUGUAAAAAUGGAUACACCUCCGUUUCCGACUCUGAUGCCUCUUGUACCCAAAUUAGAUAAUUCAAACAAAAUGACGUUUAACGUUGUCAAACGGCUUAAUGAGAAUCAUAAUUAUGCAAUAACUGUGAGUACAGAACAGCAAGAAAUAGGCGUUUGGGAUGUUGAAACAUGUACAAAAGUAAGAUCCUUGAAGGGUGUACCACAUCCAACGGCAAUAAAAUUAAUUGACAAUCAGAGGUGUAUAGUGUUAUGUGAACGCAAGCUGACUGUGAUCAAUUUAGAGACUGGCAAAGUAAUAAGCAAACUCAAAGGGGUAAUGAAUCAAAACAUGCCUUAUUUUGAUUUGCACAGUCCCACUAAGUUAGUAGCUCUGGCUAGGAGUAGAAUGCAUGUGAAUCUCAUUGAUAUCGAAACAGGAACAAUUGAAGCCUACUUUAAAGCUGGUGAAGACAGAUUUUUAAAUUCAUUAUUGGUCUCAGGAAAUGGAAGGAUAAUGGUAUGUGGCGACGAGACUCAAAAACCAUUCCCAUUACUUGUGUGGAAUUUAACAUCUCGACAAUUGAUGUACGAUUUGAGGAUACCUUUCCACGAAUUUAUCACUCGCCUAUCAGCAAUUACACACGAGGGACACUACGUUUGUUGUGUAGCUCAAGAGGUCGACGAACCUGGUCCAAACUUUAUAGUUGUCUAUGAUCUUCAAUCGGGCACUUUGUUCAAAAAAUGGAAGCCCGGCGUUAACUGUGUAUCUCUAGAUAUAUCAUCCAAAGAUGGUUGUGUGCUAAGCGGCCAUGAGAACGGCCGCAUAUGUAUAUGGGACUUGACGACAGGCAAUUGUAGAUGGACUCUAGGAGCACAUAUUGCACCAGUGACUAGUCUCAGACUUGACCCUAGCGGAGGUUCAUUUAUUUCGUUGGAUACACAUACAAGAGAUCGAACAAUAAAACUAUGGAGUGUUAAUACUGGUGAACUGAUAUCUGAAUAUACACCAACUAAUCCAAUAACUGCAUUUGAUAUAUUACCUGGAGGACAAUUUAUUGUUGUUGCUACAUCAAAUUCAUCAUAUCCUACAGUUCUACAACUAAGAGGGCCAUCAAUCAUUAAUCCUGAACCACAAAAAAACAUUUACAAUGACGAGACACUUGAAGUUGAUUUGUCACUUGAUUUUCGCGAAGAUGGUAGAUGACAGCCAAAUAUUAAAUAUAUAUUUGGCGACUUUCUUAAAAAUUUGUACAGUGUUGGCAUUAUUGUUUUAAAUCACAAUGUGUAUUCAUUUUUACUAUUUCCCAAUUGUUAAAAACAUUGCUUUUUUCCCUUUUGCUGUUUAUAUAAAGUACUAAUAAGUUUCUUAAGAAGACUUUUAGUAUUAUGACUUAACAACCAUCUUGUAAACAUCUAGUACUUCUAUUUUUUUAUUUCCUAAGACUGAUUCCUAAUUGUAAGAAUGAAACUUGAGCACAAUAUUGUUAU
Daktulosphaira vitifoliae (grape phylloxera) is the source of this 4476-nucleotide messenger RNA. RefSeq lists its product as uncharacterized. The transcript is spliced from 21 exons. The coding region runs from base 452 to 4192 and encodes 1246 amino acids. The record is from RefSeq and is a predicted model, not a curated record. Lineage: Eukaryota; Metazoa; Arthropoda; Insecta; Hemiptera; Phylloxeridae. Gene Ontology annotation, molecular function: protein binding.